Crotalus tigris (Tiger rattlesnake) is the source of this 5765-nucleotide messenger RNA. RefSeq names its product myotubularin related protein 9 (gene MTMR9). Bases 508 to 2175 code for a protein of 555 amino acids. NCBI's taxonomy places the organism in Eukaryota, Metazoa, Chordata, Lepidosauria, Squamata, Viperidae. Gene Ontology annotation, biological process: negative regulation of autophagy. The record is from RefSeq and is a predicted model, not a curated record. The transcript is spliced from 11 exons.
CCCGCCUCUCCGUUGUGGUAGACCCGAUGUGGUGCAUGUGUGGUUGUUUUCCUCCUCCUUCUUCUCCAUAUCCGGGGUACAGAUUGGGAGCGUUUCCUGCCGGCUGAAUCUGCGGGAGCCUCGGUGGGGAGACUGGGAAGCGGGCGAAGAGGAUGUUGCGCUAGGAUGGGAGUAGGGUCGCGGAAGAAGGACUCCUCUCCCUUACCCACCCACUGCCUAUUUUAAAAAGAGCUGCCCGUUAUCUUAACUGCAGCGGCUGCCUUUUCAGUCUCUGCCGCUUCCCCACCCUUCCUAACACGUUGCGAUCGGAUGCCUAGCUCUGGGUCCAAAAGUAAGAAUUUGGAACUUGCUAUGAUGACUUCUGCCAGAUGGUUAACUCUCAGCUAGUACUGUUAUCUUGAGAGUUGUAACUGUUUGUGAAAGCUGUCGAAAAGUUGAGACUACACCUGGCCAUUGAGUUGGGAUUGGCUUGCCUGGAAGGACAAUUGUGCUGGAUCUGGAGGCACUAUGGAGUUUGCUGAGCUUAUCAAGACACCUCGGGCUGACAAUGUAGUUCUUCACCGCCCUUUCCAUCCAGCAGUGGAGGGAACCCUGUGCUUAACGGGACACCACCUCAUCUUCUCCUCGCGAAGGCAGGAUAAUGUUGAGGAGCUUUGGCUUUUGCAUUCCAACAUUGAUUCAAUUGAAAAACGUUUUAUCGGCUUCUUGGGCACCAUCAUUAUCAAAUGCAAAGACCUGCGAAUUAUCCAGCUUGACGUUUCUGGCAUGGAGGAAUCUUUGAACAUUGCUAGUUCCAUUGAGGCACUGUCUACCUUGGAUUCCAUUACACUCAUGUAUCCUUUCUUUUAUCGACCCAUGUUUGAAGUAAUUGAAGAUGGCUGGCAUUCAUUCUUGCCUGAAAGUGAAUUUGAACUUCUCAAUUCAAUAACAAAUGAAUGGCGGUUGAGUUACAUCAACAAAGAUUUCUCAGUCUGCCCUUCUUACCCACCUGUUGUCACUGUCCCUAAAUCAAUUGAUGAUGAAUCUUUAUGGAAGGUUGCCACUUUUCGCCAUGGUGGACGCUUCCCAGUACUCAGCUAUUAUCACAAGAAAAAUGGGAUGGUGAUAAUGCGCAGUAGCCAACCACUUACAGGUACUAAUGGGAAGCGUUGUAAAGAGGAUGAGAAGCUGAUCAAUGCCACCCUGAGGGCAGGCAAGCGUGGAUAUAUCAUUGACACACGAUCUCUGAAUGUUGCUCAGCAAGCCCGGGCCAAAGGUGGAGGCUUUGAACAGGAGGUUCAUUAUCCUCAGUGGAGAAGAAUUCACAAAUCCAUUGAGCGAUACAAUAUUCUGCAAGAGAGUCUUAUCAAGCUUGUGGAGGCCUGUAAUGACCAGUCUCAUAAUAUGGAUCGCUGGCUAAGUAAGUUAGAGGCUUCAAACUGGCUGACCCACAUCAAGGAAAUCCUGACCACAGCUUGCUUGGCUGCCCAGUGCAUUGAUAGGGAAGGAGCAUCUGUCUUGAUUCAUGGAACAGAAGGCACUGAUUCAACACUACAGGUGACUUCUCUGGCUCAAAUCAUUCUGGAUCCGAGAUGCAGGACCAUUCGUGGCUUUGAAGCUCUGAUUGAGAGAGAAUGGCGUCAGGCUGGCCACCCAUUUCAACAGCGCUGUGCCCAGUCAGCUUAUUCAAAUAGCAAGCAGAAAUGGGAGGCUCCUGUAUUCCUCCUUUUCUUGGAUUGCGUCUGGCAGAUCCUUCGCCAGUUCCCUUGCUCCUUUGAGUUCAACUAUCAUUUUCUCAUCAUGCUCUUUGAACAUUCUUACGCCUCUCAGUUUGGAACCUUCCUGGGUAACAAUGAAAAUGAAAGGUCUAAGCUUAAGUUGUCUCAGAAGACAAUGUCCUUGUGGUCCUGGGUGAAUAGGCCAGAAGAGCUCAAUCGAUUUAAGAAUCCUCUCUUUGAAGCCAACAGUCUAGUCAUCUGGCCUUCCGUUGCACCACAAAGUCUGCAGCUGUGGGAAGGAGUUUUUCUUCGCUGGAACAGAUCCUCCAAAUUUGUGGAUGAAUCUUAUGAAGAAAUGAUCAACAUUAUAAAAUAUAACAAGGAACUCCAAGUGAAAGUCAACAUGCUGAGACGGCAGCUAGCGGAGCUGGAGAUAGAUGACAACACACAGGAUGAUGGGAUACCAGAGAGCCCCUGAAAUCUGGAACAAUAUAGGGCCAGAUUGUUUCUUCUUGGUUAAGCGAGUCACUUCUACACACUAAGCACUAAACAAAUAAGACUUGCAUGCGCUCAAGCUCCUUUUUGGUGCAAUCAGGUUGAACCUUUUCUUUCUUUCUUUCUUUUUUUUUUUUGCUUCAGAGUUCCUCACUUGGCACUAUUGUCAUCCACCUCCAUUUAGGAAUGUGGUGCUUGUUUUUGUUUACAUGAUGAAACUUAUAAUUUAGCUGGUUGUUGUCCCUCCUUGUCCCCUCCGGAGAGGUGUUUCAUCUUUAAUAAAUUGUGUGUUCGGUUACAGUGUCACUCAGGUUUUUAACCACUACAAACAUCAGUGAGACAAUAGGGGUGCUUUUAGCUUUGUGGAAAUUUUCAUUCUGCAUCUGGCCAAUAUUGUGAGAGUUUCCAUGCUUUGUAAAGGUUGAUCUUUGGGAUCACUGUGGUAAGGCAAUUCUAAAUUUUUCCUUUCUUCCUCAAAGUAAACUUUUUUGUUCUUGUUUAAGACACUGUAACUUGGAUAGGACCUUCAGUCACAAAACAAUCUUUUUCUGUGUUCCUUAUUCCACACUGCAACUUGCAGAAAUGAAAACAAAAAAGUGUCCAAUAAAAAGCAAGACUUUUUAUUACAUUUUCUCUACCCUCCAACACUAGAUGGAGCAGGCAGGGCUGAUCACAUUCAUUUCUUCAACAGGAAGUAGAUUAUGUACAACUGGUAGGAAGGUACAUUUUGGAAUGCUAUCCAUAAAGAUGUGGGAACUUCUCUAUUUUUAGUGAAAAAAUAUUUUCAUUGUUUUUAUUUUUGUUGACCUGUCUGGAAAUGCUAACUUGCCAAAAUGGGAAUGUGUCUUCUAUAGAUACAUAGUAUCUGCUAUAGUAAAUGCAAGCUUUUCUCACAUGUAACCAAUUUGGUGUAAUGUUUGGAUGGUUUUGCUGUAUCAUUGAAUCACUUCUCAGUUGGGGAGACUGUAUCUGGAUAUUUAUGCAAAUACAUGGAUUUGUAUUCCUUAACAAAAUGCACUAUUUGGCUAAAAGUAUAGCUUGACUGAUGGAUAAGUAAUGCAUAUAGCACCAACAGCAUGAAACCUAAGUAACUUUGAUCCAUAGGUUGUUAUCACUAACAGUGAAAUGACUUCGCCCAACAUGGAAGCUUCUUAUCGUUAGCUUUCUGCUAGUAUGUUAAGCUGAAGGUAGGAGGAGAAUUUAAAUAUAUCCACUUCAUAAUCUGGAUUCAGCUUGGUUUGCAGUUUAAGUCAAUUUGGCCUGGGGGUUGAUUUGUCCUAUUCCUAUGGAACUAAAGCAUAUUCAAACAUCAUUGAAGAGGGAGUAUCUGUGUUAUGCAUGCUCACACUUGUUAAAGCCUUUAACAAAUUACUAAUGUUAGGUAUAUAUGUCAGAACUGCAUUCUGUUGUAGAAUUUCCUCUUAGUCAAAGGCUUUUGAGGAAUAUAGCUAUGCUUUCAUUUUUUUAACAUCUACAAGUAAGAGGCCUUACUUUGUGUUUUGCUCUGUUUCUUUGAAUGUUCUAUAAUACUUCUUUUUCUAUACCACUUAAAAGAAAUAACUGCCUGUUUUAUUCUAUUUUCUUCAGAUAUCUAUCUCACUAGACAUGUCUGUUUCCUGAUCUUUGGAACAUACAACCCUUCUUGAUCUGAUGUGGAUUUUUAAAAAUUUCCCCAUUUUGAUCAGAAGCUUUUUUUUAGAGACAGUGUCUCUUGAACGAACACAUUUUAUUCUUUGCCACCAUGUCAACUUAGCUGACAGUAUAAGAGGUUCCCCUCCUGAAAAUGCAACAUAAUACAAUUGCAUUGCUGAAACAAUAGAGCAUUCAGCAUUUUAUUGUUAAUGUGAAAUAUAUCAUCCCUUUUAAUGAAUUUUACUAAAUAUUUUGGAGUAGGAACAACAUGUGGCGCUUUUUUUUUUUUUUUUUUUUUGGUGCGGAGGAAGACUUGGAAUUGUGGAUAAAUGUGCCUAACCUAACCUGCUCAUCAUCUCCUUGCACCUCUCCCCAAAUCCUUUUGGAAGAGCCAGGAAUGUACAGUAUUCAUUUUCUUCAAGGAAUGCUGCUCAGAAUUAGUACUGUCUGUAACUCUUGUUAUUUUUACUAAGAUACAUUUCUUCCUAAGUAGAGUGAUAGCUUGCUCUUCACAAUAGAUUGGAAGCUGCAAGCCUGUUCCAGGACUUUACCAAUAAUGGUUGGACUUACCAGACACAUGUAUUUGCCACUACAAGGUUUAGAACAACAAAGGGACAUUUUCAAAUUCAUUUGGAUAUCACACAAAGGUAGUCAUGCGGUAUUAGAAUAACAGAGCAGAGGGGAAACUGGGAAUGGGCAUUUUUUUAGGUGCUAUCCUUUUUCUCAGUAGCUAGGACAAUAUCCAGUUGAACUAACCAGGAGAUGUGGGCUAACUUCACCUAUACUUGCCUUUCUAUGAUUUUGUGGUUGUUGGAAAUUAUGGCACAUUAUAGGGUUGCUUGGUUUAACAGGUUAACCAGGAUGUUACUGCCAUUGAAUUUCUGGGAAAAGGUAAAAUAUCAGGGAUGAAAGUUCAGAAUCUUCACCCUGAACUAUUUUCAGCUUAGUUUGGCAACUUUUAUAUGGAUUUCACUCUUAUGUUUUAAGCCCAACCAUAACCUUUUCGCCAUAAUCAACUUCUACCCUCAAAUGGACUUUUAACUGGCACCACUCUAAAAUGUUGAAAUAAAUAGACUGCAUAUCUGUUUAUUUCGAAGUUAUUUUCUUGUUAAGUUUUGAUGUGAUUUUUGCAUAUGAUAUUUAUGAUAUAGCUCAUUAUCUUCAAGAAUUGGUUGUAAACUAUUCAUAAUCUUAAUAGUUAAUUUUUGAUAGUUUUUGAAAGGUGUGUUUUAUUAAAGGGAAGUGUAAAUAACAAUAUUUACAAUGCAGUAUUUAUUAUUUGCAUGAAUUAGAUCUUAGUACAAUUGCGUUAACAGUUAUAAAUAUGUCAUUUCAUAUGGUUUCAUAAUAGUUUCAAGAUUGGUUAACAUUUCACCCUUUUCCAGAAAAAAAAAAUCAAUUGUAUUUUCAUACUACUAUGAAUUCUGGAACUUAUUUUCCUCAUUAAAAAUUAGGUCCUUUAUAACAGUGCAAAGAUGGCCCAUCUUGGUUUGCCUGCUUGAUUUCAACAAACCUAAAUAUCAAUACUUCUUGUAGUGGCUAUUACAAAAUCAUACUUAUGAAGGUUUGUCAUUUUCUAAAAUGUCUAAAUCUUUGUGUUUUUUUUUUCCUCCUAAUGUCUGCACGUGAGACAGAGAAUUGAGGUAAAUUCUGAAUACUGUUAUAGGGAUUCUAUGUAUUGUAAUAGUGAAUUGUGUAGAAAAGAGUAACCUGGUUUCAUUUCUACAACUGAACAUUUCAUAUGACUAGGGUCGCCUUCCACUCUCUCUUGGGCUCUGCAAAAAUAAUCUAAUUAUAUUGUGUGGAUAGAUGCCAGCUCUUGCCAAUAUUAACAAUUUUUGGCUACAAUCUGCCUGCUGUAAUUAUUUGAAAUUGCUGCCUCAGCAUUCGUGAAGUCUUCAGUUUUAAAAAUCAAAAUAAACUUGAGAAGUUACUCUUUUA